Solea senegalensis (Senegalese sole) is the source of this 2650-nucleotide messenger RNA. Its product is annotated as bromodomain-containing protein 3-like. Gene Ontology annotation, cellular component: nucleus; chromatin. Gene Ontology annotation, biological process: regulation of DNA-templated transcription; chromatin remodeling. Lineage: Eukaryota; Metazoa; Chordata; Actinopteri; Pleuronectiformes; Soleidae. The transcript is spliced from 11 exons. Bases 698 to 2371 code for a protein of 557 amino acids. The record is from RefSeq and is a predicted model, not a curated record.
UUGGCCGUGUGUGUGUGUCCGUCCCUCCUCCUCCUCCUCCUCCUCCUCUUCAGCGUCUCCUCAUCUCAGAUAAAGUUAAAUAAGUGAAGUUUGUCUUCUUUAUUUGUUUCACAUUCACACCUGCGACACAUUAACACGCUCUAACUCAUGCUAGGUUAGCUUUAGCGACAAAUAUCUACGUGUGUGUGUUAGCUAAAGUUAAAGAGUUAAAGUCACUCUCGUGUUUCACCUUUACCGGUUUUUACCUGUCGAACAUUAAAUGUUUAUUUCCCCGCUGUUGUUUUAGCAAUGUUAGCUUCAGCAAGAAUUUCAUGUUAAACUUUGUGGACUGUUAGCAUUAGCUACACCCCGUAAUAGCAUCUCUGUUAGUGCUCGUGAAAGUGUUAGCACUUGUGUUGUUGUUUAUCACCGUGAUUUUUAAAAUAACAACAAAGCGACACCUAACUACUGUAGCUCACCGUGCUAAUUACAGUUAGCUUCUCUGAGCGUCAAAAAAGAAAAGUCCGAUUUUAUGUCAGUAAAUAUAUUUCAAGUUAUCUUUACAGCUGCAUGUUCACACUUUCAGGUCACUGAGCGUGGUAUGAAAAGUAUGUGUGAAGUUUGCCGAUGUUUCCCGGGAGCUUUUGAUGAGCUGGGAGACGAGCGCCGCAGGAUUCACAGAAGAUAACAGAGACCAUCGUCUCCUGACACCGCCACCAUGUCAGCGCAUCCAGGCCCAGGUCUUCCACAGGUCAUGAACCCUCCUCCUCCUGAGGUCACCAACCCAAACAUGUCCGGCCGCAGAACCAACCAGCUGCAGUACAUGCUCAACGUGGUGAUCAAGUCACUGUGGCGCCAUCAGUUUGCCUGGCCGUUCUACCAGCCCGUUGAUGCCGUCACUCUGGGAUUACCAGAUUAUCAUACGAUAAUAACAUCUCCAAUGGACAUGGGAACCAUCAAGAAACGCCUGGAGAACAACUACUACUACAGCGCUAGUGAAUGUAUGCAAGACUUCAACACCAUGUUCACCAACUGCUACAUAUACAACAAGCCAACAGAUGACAUCGUGCUGAUGGCGCUCGCUGUGGAGAAGAUUUACUUACAGAAAGUGUCCCAGAUGCCUCAGAGAGAAGUGGAGAUUUUACCUCAUGCAGCGAAAGGGAAGGGCAAGAAAAUCAGCGCUGCAGCUGGACAGGCGGGAACUGUGACCUCAUGUCCUUCAGCUACAGCAUCCACAAAAAAGAAAGGCCUGAAAAGGAAGGAACGAGCGCCGUCAUCUGAUUUGCCGUCGCCGCUCGCGACCAGUCCGAGCGAUUUGCCUGAAAACAAGAGGAGGCGGGACUUAGAGGAGAAGGAUUUGUUGCAGAAACAGACGGAGCAGAGCGGAUCCAGCAAACAGCUCAAAUACUGCAACGACAUACUGAAGGAAAUGCUCUCAAAGAAACACGCCGCCUACGCCUGGCCCUUCUACAAGCCGGUGGACGCUGAAGCUCUGGCUCUGCACGAUUAUCAUGACAUCAUCAAAUACCCCAUGGACCUCGGCACUGUUAAAAAAAAAAUGGACGGAGGAGAAUACAGAGACACUCAAAGUUUCGCUGCAGAUGUUCGGCUGAUUUUUUCCAACUGCUACAAAUACAACCCUCCUGAUCACGUGGUCGUCUACAACGCCAGAGAACUGCAGGGCGUGUUUGAGAAGAGGUUUGCAAAGAUGCCGGACGAGCCCGUGGACCUGACGUCGGCGCUGACUCCACAGUCCACUAAGAAUGGAAGUUUCGGCCGGAUCAGCGGCGGCACUUCGUCCGGCAGAGACACAUCGGACUCGGCGGAGGAACGAGCCACGAGACUCGCUGAGUUUCAAGAGCAAGUGGGUGCAGAGCAGCUGAAAGCUGUUCACGAACAGCUGACUGAGCUCUCUGAAGCCCCGCCCAUUAAACCAACAAAGAAGAAAGAAAAGAGCAAGAGAAAGAACGAGGGGCAAAACAAAGGCAGCACUCGUUCACGGAGCGCUUCACUCUCCAUGUGCAGGAACUCGGUGAUGGGAAGUAAAAAGUGGGAUUCUGACGACGAGUCUCUGCCGAUGACGUACGACGAGAAACACCAGCUGAGUCUGGACAUUAACCGUCUCGCGGGUACGAAGCUGGGUCACGUCGUGCACAUCCUGAAGUCACGAGAGCCGUCGAUGUACGACGCCAACCCGGACGAGAUCGAGAUCGACUUUGAGAGACUGAAGCCGUCGACUCUGAGGGAGCUGGAGCAUUACGUCAAGUCCUGUCUGUACCGGACGUUCCUGAAGUUUCAAAAAAAAGCUGCGUCUCAUCACGCGGGCAGCAGCAGUUCUUCAGACUCAGACUCCGGCAGCUCUGACUUCACCUCCGACGCCGCUGACUCGUGAAAGUGUCUUUUAUUUAUUUCUUCUUCUCACAGGAGGAGAGUUCCUCACAAAUGUUAAACAUGUUUAUUUUUGUAUUCUUUUCACCGUGUUGAAAAUGUCUGUGUUUUGUAUUCAAAGUGGAUUGUGUUGUAAAUGUGUGAUUAUCUGUCACUUUCUGCUCUUUGAGUUUCUUCUUCAUCAAACAGCCUGAUGGCGCUUCCUGCUGAGUUCAAGAAAAAAUCUAAGUUUGUCUCCAGUUUGUUACAAACGACAAUAAAAGUCUGUUUUUCAACACUUUCA